AUGUCUAUGAGCUGUGUGGGUGAUAAUGGAGUUGAUAAUAAGGGUGAGGGUCCCGGCAAUGAGGUUGAUAAUGAGGGUAAUACUAUAACAUGGGUAAGAACUGGCAUUAUGAACAUCCAAAAGACACUAGUUUGUUACCACGUCGUCCUUUGA
This is a messenger RNA of Sclerotinia sclerotiorum 1980 UF-70, 153 nucleotides long. RefSeq lists its product with no specific name. The record is from RefSeq and is a predicted model, not a curated record. The transcript has 3 exons. NCBI's taxonomy places the organism in Eukaryota, Fungi, Ascomycota, Leotiomycetes, Helotiales, Sclerotiniaceae. The coding region runs from base 1 to 153 and encodes 50 amino acids.